Molecule: messenger RNA, 1005 nt
Organism: Emiliania huxleyi CCMP1516
Lineage: Eukaryota; Haptophyta; Isochrysidales; Noelaerhabdaceae
Exons: 3
Coding region: 1-1005 (334 amino acids)
Source: RefSeq, a predicted model, not a curated record
AUGUUAUCCGCCGACGCGCUGGAAGCGCUCAUCUUCGAGGUGAUUGAAGAGGAGCGCGACCCGGAGCUGACGGCAAAGGACAUUCGGCACAUUGCAGAGCAGAAGCUGGGGCUCCCGCGCGACGCCCUCUUUCCACGCAACCAGGAGAUCUGCAGAGUCGUCAUGAAGGCGGAGAGCCCCGUCGAGCGACUGUCGCCUGGCGAGACGGCGGCCGGCCGCCUCGCGCUGGCAAUCGUCGCCGCCGCUCUCAUCGCCUUCAGCGGCCUGCCGACGUCCCUGUGGUCGUGGGCCGGGCUUGCACUCCAGACGUAUCUCGGCAGCUACGUCGCACAGGCCGCCUUUGGUUUGGGGUACCGAUGGUUCGUCGUCAACAUCCGCCACCUCCCUCUCACGCCGGGCGAUGCCGGUCACGAUGAGUGCAACGCUCUCCUCUUCCCGCUGUCGACCGAGGGGCGUCGCGUGGCGAGGCGUCGCUGCUGCGGCGUCGACCACCUCGUCUACACUUGCGCAGACCUCUCGGACGGUGCCGACGCCAUCGAGCGCCUCACCGGCGUGCGGCCUGCGGCGGGAGGCAGCCACCCUGGCGUUGGCACGCACAACGCCCUCCUCUCGCUCGGCACGACGCACGGCCGCAUCAUCGCCUUCGCGGUCCACCCGGAGGCGGCGCGUGGCGCGAGCAUCGAGCUGCUCGCAGCGACGAUGCAGGGUCCGAGGCCGUGGCUGAUCGACUGGGGCGGAUCGGCCCACCCGGCCACCACCUCCCCUGUGGGAUGUUCGCUCGUCGGCCUCACCUGCCACGGCGCGCGUGCGUCCGAGAUGGGAGCGCUGCUUCGGGGGAGGCUGGGGCUACUGCCGCUCGGCGCGUCGGGCGGCGCCGUCGACUUUGUGGACGGCGGCGACGAGGCGGGUGGGUACCUCGUAGCAGAGCUCGAGACGCCAAAGGGGCGGGUGGUGGUCGGGGCGGCAUCAUCGCGGGCGCUUGGACGACGUGGGGCGACGCUUUGA